AUGUCACCGGGGUUUUUCCACUCAUCUUUUGUCCUGAUCGACGGCAUUGCGUCGGAGGCCCACUGUGAUACUGCCAACUCGGACCUCCCCAAUGUGGUCAUUCCCAUUUCUUGUUUUUCCGGUGGUGAGUUGCGGGUUGCGCACCCCUCCGGGGCUGAUGUGAUGAUGCAUGAUGGCGUCAAGCACUCGGCCGUCUCUCUUCCUGUGUGUCGCGGCCCCGUGAUCUUCACUGCAUCGUCUUGCCUUCAUGAAGUUCUGCCCUUUGAAGGCCGCCGUCUGGUUCUAGUGGGUUACACACUUCGAGCUUGUGAGUCGCUGGCUGCCGAUACUUCCGCCCGCCUUUCCUCCCUAGGGUUUAGGCCUCCUUCCCCUUCGGUCGUGACUGGUGCUUUGCCCAUUGCACCUCGUGCUCUUGCACUCACUGAGGAGCAGCGGGACUUGCUCCCUCGGCCAAAUUCUGUCAGUGCGGUCGCUUCUGGCCACCACCUCCGGACAGGGAUUUCCCCUGACUUGCCUCAGUUGCCUAUUUCUGACUUCGUCUCUGACUGCAAUUCGGGGCGUUUCUUUCUGGAUGUCUGUUCCGGGGCUGGGGCUCCUGUCAGCGCGGCCAUGCAAGCCUUGGGCAAGGACUGCUUUCAACCAGUCGACAUCAUUCAUUGCCAGGAUUUCGACCUUCUGGAGGAUGAAUUUUUCGCUCAACUCCUGGCGCUCUGCUCCAGCGGCGUGGUGGGAGCGGCUAUUGCAUCUCCGCCCUGCGGGGAAUUCAGCCUUCUCAAACUGCGACCGGGUGGACCACCCCCGUGCCGCACACCGGAGGAGCCGCUCGGGUGCAUUUCCAACGAUUGGCAUCAAUCUAUGGUGGCUCAGAACAGUGCUCUACUUCACGAUCGAUGUCGAGAGCUUCUCUCCAGUGUCGCGGCUCUUGGAGGCUGCAUUGUUUUUGAGCAGCCGCCAUCUUCCAUGACUUUCUUGACGGAAACAAUGCAACAGUGGAUUUCCAGCACACUUUCAUUCGGUGCCCAAGUUGCAGCUUGUCAUCACGGCAUGGAUGUGUCCAAGCGCUGGCUCUUCUUGUCCAACAGGCCGGAUAUCCUUGACCUCGCGUCGGAGUGCCAUCAUGGAUCCAGGGCGCACAAGGCUGUGUGGGGGGUUCGUGCAGCUGAUGGGAGUUUCCUUAGCCGAAUGACGGCUGCGUACCCGAAAUCGCUGGCGGCCGCUUUGGCUGCGCUUCUGGGAAGGUACACUUCGUCUCAGGGCCGGCUGCUUCCAUGCGCAGAGUGGCGCUCUGUGCUCCCCAUGGACCCUGUUUGGCCUCAGCUGAGUCGCCGCGUUGAGGAUGGUGCGGGUGUCAACAGUACAGCGUGCUGGAUUACUCCACAAGCCGAUGACCACCUUGCAGGUCUUCGCAAGAAGUGGACGCAGCGUCUGGUCGACAGUCGUCUCUGUCUCCGCAUCUGUUCCACUUUGCGUGCUGGUACCGAUUGUCCACCUAUCAGCGCGGAGGAACUUCAGCCAUUUCUCGAUGAUCUGUGUUGCUUUUGUGAGGUCCCUGAAUCGGAGAUCGAGAAUUUUCUAUCGAUCCCACCGGGACAGCCUUUCCGCUUGAACGUCCUGGAGAAGCUGCUGGCUCUUACCAAAGACCCUGAAUCGGAUCUAUGCCAGCAUCUACGGAAAGGGGUGCGGAUAGGUGUGGACCACGAACUGCAGCCCUCGCCUCAUUGGCCACUUCGCACAGCAGAUCCGGUCGUGUCGGACCUCGUGAUUUGCGAAGGCUCUUGGAAGAGUGCCUCCGACCACCCGGAUCAGGUCCGGGAGCUCCUGGCCCAGGAAAUCGCUGAAGGCUGGAUCGUGGAGAGACCUUCGGUUCAGUACCUGCACGAUAACUUCCCGGCGGUGGCUAUCGGCAAACUUGGCUUGGUUCUGGCUGAAGGCCGUCAACCUUGGAUCACGAUUUCCUUGGAUGUGCGCAAGGCUCACCGCAUGGUCAUGGUGGAAUACUGUGACCAGGCUUUGCUGGCCUUCACCUUCGAGGGAAGGGUUUUUACGUCCAGCACCCUUAAUUUCGGGGCCCGAGCUUCCGCUUUUUGGUGGGCCAGAGUUGGUGGAGCCCUACUUCGUCUGUCGCACGCAGCGAUCUGGCUUUCACAUCUGCUUUGGGGCUACGUGGACGAUUUUCUGGGAGGCUUUCGCGGCGAUGUGGCUCCGAUCUCUGCCUCCAUCUGGAUUCUCCUGCUCUUAGCACUGGGAGUACCACUUUCUUGGCCAAAGUGUGUCUGGUCGUCGGAGUGCAUUUGGAUUGGAUGGUCCAUCAAUCUUGAAAGUUGGAUUUGUGAGCUCCCGUCUGCUAAAAUUUCCAAAAUUCUUGAUCAAAUCGCUGAGCUUCUUUCUGCUGGGGACAAGGUCAGGUUCAAGACUUUGGAAUCACUCAUUGGACGUCUCUUGUGGGUUACAGGCUUGUGGACGGUGCUUCGGCCUUUGCUGUCCCCACUUUAUGCAGCUCUGCAGCGCUUACCAGCUUCCUCGGUUGGUGUCAGCCCUGAGUUAUGGGCUGCGAUCAAGCGCAACAUUGCUGAGGAUUGUGUGCUGACCCGCUCGGUUGGACAUCCGUCCUUCCAUAAAGGUGCUUGCAUCACUCGUGCGGCCAAUACCUUUGUGUCUUGCAAGCAGGAUCUUGAUCAGGUGCCUUUCAGGAAGCGCCGAUUGUGGGUCGAGGUUAAGGAUCCUGGGCAUCCACUGCGAGUCCUCGGGGAUGUCGGCAGGUCAAGCUUAAUUGCUUGGCGUGCCAUCUUCCAGGGAACCCCAUUCUUGAAGGCGCUUCGCAGCCCGCUCCCUUUGAAGGUCAUUGCGGAGGCGGAUGCUUUUGCAGAUGCGGACGUGUCUGGGCUAGGAGGCUACGCCAUGUGGCCCAGUGGUCGCACUGUCUGGUUUUCCAUUAGAAAAGACAGUCAGGAGUGGGCUGCUCUCACUUCGUGGUUUCCUCCGCCCCUCCAGACACAUAUUUCGGCGUUGGAACUCCUGGCUCAAUUACUGCUGCUUUGGUGUGUCUUCGCCACUCUGCCUUCCAAUCGUGGACUAUGUCGGGCUUGCCUUCGUUCGGACAACUCCGGUGCGGAGGCCUGUGCCUCCAAGGGCCUUUCAUCGGUGCUGUCCAUGAGCGAGAUUGUGAAGAAGUUCCUUGCGUUUCAGGCGUGGUCUGGUGUACAGGCUGAGAUCGAGCAUGUACCUGGGUAUCGCAAUGAACUUGCAGAUGCGCUCAGCCGGCUUACGCCGAACGACAUUGCACCACUGCCCUUGGGUGACCGGGUGCAUCCGCCUCUGCAAUGGCUUCUUGAGCAGCGGCUCUUUCUUGAACCAGCUUCGGCCUCGUGGCCGCCUCCUUUCAAGACUUGGAUGAGUAGACCCUGA
Symbiodinium sp. CCMP2592 is the source of this 3405-nucleotide messenger RNA. NCBI's taxonomy places the organism in Eukaryota, Dinophyceae, Suessiales, Symbiodiniaceae. The record is from the annotation of a GenBank genome assembly.